Messenger RNA from Cladophialophora bantiana CBS 173.52, 3315 nucleotides. RefSeq lists its product as uncharacterized. Lineage: Eukaryota; Fungi; Ascomycota; Eurotiomycetes; Chaetothyriales; Herpotrichiellaceae. The transcript has 2 exons. The record is from RefSeq and is a predicted model, not a curated record. Bases 1 to 3315 code for a protein of 1104 amino acids.
AUGUCGGCCGCUCAAGUCGCUCCCACCAUUCCCCCUCGUCCUGUUCGAGCCCAGCAAGCUGCUGCCCAUGGCGCCGGGAAGCUGCCUGAUAUCCCUCCGCGUCCCAUAAACAAGCGUCUCGAGCGUUCGGUUUCCCCCUCCAACUACCCUCGAUCCCCUCUGAACGAGCCAUGGUCCGCGAAUCUCACCCGUCAGAAGACCAAUGAGCAAACCUCCGCCGAGGGACUGCCCCGCCGUCCCAGCGUCCAGCACCUGCCAUCCCUUGGUCAAGAAGGCAUGGAAUACGGCGAGAUCAUGGACAUGGAAAUGGAGAUGCAGAUGGAUAAGGUGGAAACGAACCAGCAGCCUCCUGUCUCGGCUCUGGCUGCGGAUGCUGCGGCGCAGACUAGGAAUAUUGCCCAAGACCUCCAUUUGCAUGCUCCAAAGCCCUCCCUCCCCAAAUCAAGUGCGACUGCGCAGGUCCAGGCUGUCACCAGGACCGACUCGCAGCAGGCCGCUUCCCACGGCAUUGGGAAGCCGUCCACCCCCUCGCCAGAUGAAGCUGAAGGGCUGCAGCAAGUGAGGACUAGGUCAAGUUUCUCUCGGCCCUCGUCUACCAUCGCCGGCGAGCGUCGCCCCUCAGUCUUUGGAGAUGAAGAGUCGGGUCCUGCGGAAUUGGGUCUCCGCGUCCCCAUCAAUCCUCUCUUGGGUGACGUACAGGCCCCCUCUCCGGCUCCAGGUCUGAGUCCUGCUCAUACCGGAGCAAAUGGCGACAAGAGACGUCCCACACACUCACGAGCAAAAUCGAGCAGGGAGAUAUUCACUCCUCCUGGCAGCUAUGGUCUUCAUGGCCACGGCGUUGCUCCCCAGGACAAGUUUGAAAAGGACUGGUACGCCAAACACCCCGAGGUGGCCCAAAUCGAGGAAACCCUUGGGCAUGGAGUCUAUGAGAGCAUCGGGAGCGGCCGCGGCGCCUUUGCCUUGAGUAGUGAUGAUCUGAAUAAGAUUGUGCGGGAUACUGCCAGCCGCGGAGCAGGACUCGGAACGUCAGGAACAACCUAUUCAUAUCCUGAUGAACAGAUUGGGUAUCUGGCCUCAGAUAUCUACAUCUCAAGGUCCCAACAAACUACUCCCAACAGCCUCGCGAAGACGGUGACUAACAACUCCCAACCGGCUCUCGAGUCUCCGUUGAGAAAAGCUAGUUUCCCGGCGGACGAGACCAUCCCAGCUGAAGUCCGUCGCGGCCGCCUUUCGGUUUCCAGCAAGCAUGACGAUCAUGAUGCCCUUGAAAGUGAACAAGAGGGAGAAAUCCAUGUUCCGGCGGGUCGCCGUUUCAACAAGAUUACGGGCAGCGAAGAAACUCUGAAUGAAACGGCAGAAGCUCGGCUGUUUGGCCAGGAAGAUGAGUAUCUCCAGGAAUACGGCUACACCGUGCCCAUUCUGGCAGCGGACGAAGUCGCGAAGGAGGCAGGCAUGGAACACCUUCAGCCAGCAGUUUCUCCCAAACAGGAACGCCGUGGAAGUCUUGAGCCUGUGAGCGGUGACGUUACCCCAGGCUCACGCCCGCCGAGCAGACCCCCCAGCAUGUACAGUCUUCACAACCAUUCUCUAUCUCGAUUUAUUUCACAUCCCGAGGAACGAGAAACCAUGCACACUCCACUGGAAGAUGUACAUGAAUACGAACCUCUCUUCCCCGAAGAUGACGACAACAAGCCAAUCAAUUAUGCUGAACGAUUCAAGCCAAGACCCAACACUCUCAAGCAGCGAUUCCCUAGCCAAGACAUUUGGGAAGAUACACCAAGCAGUGCUCUUUAUUCCGCCACCGUCUCUACACCAGAUCUUCCUUCUAAGGUCGAGGAUGCGUCUGCUUCAAAGACAUUUGAACCUCCAGAACAGGAGGCAAGCCGAGAUGAAGAAGCAUCAGAGAAAGAGAAGGCUAAAUUAAUACUGAAAGAAGAAAAACUCGCGCAAUCCCGCUUUGCACCUCACCUACGUGACGACAUGCCGACUAGACCUGGAAUGGUACCUAGAUUUCCUAGCCAAGAUAUAUGGGAAGAUAGCCCUGACAGUCACCACCUUGUCACGACGAUCACCAACCUUCCAAGAGAUCAUGAGCCGGAACCGGAGACCUCACAAGAAACUCCACUUAAGCCAAACAUCCCUCCACGUCCUGCUAAGAACAGGUUAGGGGAAGGAGCAUCGUCUGCUCAGAUCGCGCCGAACGUGCCACCCCGACCAACCAAAGCACUUGGUUCUAUUCCUCCUUUAGGUCUUCCCCCGACUGACGGGACGAAGUCGAAGGAUGCCUCCCCGACGGAGCUUAAGAAAGUUCCAAGUAUCCCCGAUCGACCAAAGCCUCAAAUUCCAGCUCGCCCAGCAAAGAAACCUGCCGGAGAGAGCCUGACAAAGACUAUUUCCGGCGGUCCGACAGGGUCGGUUGAGCAGGAGAAGAUUUCGCCUCCCAUUGCCAAAGCUAAGCCACAAAUCCCUGCCAGACCUGGUGCAGGCAGUAAAAUUGCCAAUCUGAGAGGGAACUUUAUGAACGAUCUCAAUCAGAAACUAGGCUUGGGACCGCCUAAGGAGAAGGAGAAGGAAGCAGAGCCGGUGGUGGAAGAGGCGAAACCUCUGGAGGAUGCACGAAAGGGCAGAGCCCGAGGUCCUCAAAGACGGGCACCGGCCAAGUCUCCGGCUGCGGUGAAACCUAUGGGAUUCUCCAUGUUUGCACCGCGAUCGUUGUGGACUAUUGACGAUGUUGACGAGCUGAAUGUCACUCCAAGCGAACCGGCAGCACCUGCAUCCACAUUGAGAGCGGAAGACGAACCUUCUCAGCUAGAUGUUCCGGAGGCGGCCGAGCAGGUCAACAACUCCGUUCCAGCCGACACUACAGUUGAUGCAACGGAACCUGCCGAGGCAGAACCCAAGCUUGCAGAGGCAGGGGUAAAAGCUGAGGAUGAACCAGCACCGAUGGUGACCGAUUUAGCCAUGAACACUGCCGCAGAACUCGCAGACCCGGAACCCACGCUCGGGACGCCUAUAAAGGAAAAGUCUAAUCCCUUGAGUCGGAAUGAAUCAGCCGAGAAAGGCGACAAGGAAGGUGGAGAGGUUGACCUCUCUCAACGCACUACGGCAAGCAGUGAUCAGGUCUUGGGGUCAGAAUUGGAAAGAGAAGACCCCGAUCCAAACAUCGAUGCAAUUCCUGCAAGCAAGCAUACCACAGCAAGCACACUUGGAGAUACACUGCCCUUGGAGAAGAGCCAAGCCCCAGAAGAACAGAGGACGCUGAGAAACACAUUGCCGGAAGGAGAACCAGGAAAGCCCAGCAUGGAGGAGGUCUAG